AUGGAGAAAAAAGAUUCUAUAGACGUGUCCAUCCCUGAGGAUACUAGCUCAGGCGAUGUAUUACCCUUCCGGCAGACGAAGCGUGGUCUGACAUCUCGACAUGUGCAACUAAUGGCCAUCGGAGGCUCAAUCGGUACUGGACUUUUCGUCGGAAUUGGAUCCUACCUACGGGAUGCAGGUCCGCUGUCAGUGUUCCUUGGGUAUCUGAUUUGGGGAUGUCUCUUUAUUUUGCCUGUCAAUCUGUGUGUUGGAGAGAUGGCUGCAUACCUUCCUAUCCGUGGCUCAAUUUUUGAGCUUGCUGCCAGGUUCAUUGAUCCAGCAUUUGGGUUUGCUAUGGGCUGGGUAUAUUUCUAUGGUGGUGUAAUGCUAGUAUGUACGGAGUACUCUGCAGUCUCAACAAUUAUGCAAUACUGGAACACAAGCGUCAACCCAGCCGUCUGGGUAGCCAUGGCACUGAUCGUUUGCACAGCGCUCAACCUUAUCUCCGUGAAAUGGUACGGCGAAAGCGAGUUUGUCCUAGCGUCAACCAAGAUCCUUCUCCUCAUCGGACUCGUCCUCCUCACCUUCAUCACAAUGGUUGGCGGAAACCCCAAGCACGAUGUCUAUGGCUUCCGGAAUUGGACCGAGGGCGUCAUGUUCGAAUACUAUACCGAGGGCAGCACGGGCCGAUUUUUGGGUUUCUUCUCCGUCAUGGUCUACGCCGCCUUCUCUGUGGCUGGACCCGAUCUCCCAGCCCUGGCCGCAGGAGAGAUCCAGAACCCCCGAGUGACCAUCCCCCGAGUUGCGAAGAUGACUUUCUGGCGUAUUGUUGGAUUCUAUGUCGUCGGAGUCCUGGCUGUAGGCAUCAUCUGCAGUCCACGCGACCCCCGUCUCAUUUCCGCAAUUAGUGACGGUGCCGCUGGCUCCGCUGCUUCACCAUGGGUCAUCGGCAUCGAAAACCUCGGCAUCAGAGGUUUACCCGAUCUGAUCAACUUCCUGAUUUUGUUAUCGGGCUGGUCGUGUGGCAACGCGUACCUCUACAGCUCCAGUCGCACACUUUACUCUCUCGCUCGCGACGGCCAGGCGCCGAAGUUCCUUUUGAAAUGCACUGCAUCCGGAAUCCCUAUUAACUGUGUCAUCACGGUGUCUAUUUUGUCUUGCAUCACUUUCCUCGUUGCUAGUACCUCAUCCGUCGAGGUCUUCUUCUGGUUCGUUGAUCUGACCACCAUUGCCUUCGUGCUCACCUACACUGGCAUGGUCUGCGUCUUCAUUGCCUGGUACCGGGCCAUGAAAGCGCAAGGAAUUGACCGCAAAUCCUUCGUCCCCUGGGCUGCCCCGUUCCAGCCAUACGGGGCCAUUCUUGCUAUCAUUAUCGGCUGCCUGACCGCUGUCUUCAAUGGCUUCUCUGUCUUCAAGCCUUUCAGCGUGCAAGGCUUCAUCACCUCGUACUUUGGUCUGGCGUUCUGGGUCAUCAUGUUUGUCUUCUGGAAGGUGUAUCACCGGAGUUCUUUUGUGAAAGUUGCAGAGGCAGAUUUGUACUCUGGGAAGGCGGAGAUUGAUGAAGAGUGUAAGAUCUGGGAAGAAGGUGGUUGGGCCGAGCGGCGGAAGCAGGAGCUGGCUAAUAUGCAUUGGGUCCGGCGAGUGUGGGAAAAAAUGUGGUGA
Penicillium coprophilum is the source of this 1641-nucleotide messenger RNA. Its product is annotated as putative proline permease. The transcript has 2 exons. Gene Ontology annotation, cellular component: membrane. Gene Ontology annotation, molecular function: amino acid transmembrane transporter activity. Bases 1 to 1641 code for a protein of 546 amino acids. The record is from RefSeq and is a predicted model, not a curated record. NCBI's taxonomy places the organism in Eukaryota, Fungi, Ascomycota, Eurotiomycetes, Eurotiales, Aspergillaceae. Gene Ontology annotation, biological process: amino acid transmembrane transport.